AUGCACAGCACAAUAUUCAUUACCAUCGAGGAGUCUGCUUCCGGCCUUAUUGAUCAAGGUCAGAUCGAGGUCAUACUGUCUUUUCACCACUUUGCUUCAACCCAGGACGUCCCAACAACACCACUAGAUCCGGUUGUGCGUAAAUGCUCACCUCUCAGCGCACCCGACGAGAUUCAAUGGUAUUUUCAUCAUUAUUCCAGUGAGCCUUUCUCAACUAUAAGAGCAAAGGAUGCCAGGGAUUUGAUCAACAACCAUGCUUCUCUUCUGCUGAAGGAAUUGCGUCUCAAUGACACUUGCUUACCGACACUGAACGUUGGCCGGCUCGUGUUCCAAAUUCUUGAAGGGCCAAAUAUCUUUAAGAUCAAUUGGGAGGCACUGGAAUCGCUUCAAAUCCUGGACAAUGGUAUUCCAGCCCACGUCUGCCGCUUUGCGAAGGGAUGUGAAGAACAGUCGCGAAGACCACCAAUCAAUUCCAAAACGCCAAGAUGCGUCAAUGUCCUUCUCUUGGUUGCGAGGAAAAAGAAUGACCUUAUUGACCCUUAUUUAAUAUCACGUCCCUUAGUCCAGGCCCUGAAUGAGGAUUCCUCUUGCCCUAUCUCCAUAGAUAUCGUGAGACCCGGCACACUUGAUACUCUUAAGCAAUAUCUCCAGGCCAAGGAUUAUGAUGUUGUGCACCUGGAUCUACACGGCCAAGUUCAGCAGGGAAGAGCCAGUCUUAGUUUCCAAAGUCCAUCCCGUGACGGGGUUGUGAGUGUCAACGCCGACGAUGUAGGACAUCUUCUGUUUGUGAAUAGAGUGAAGUUGGUGGUGAUGAAUGCUUGCCAGAGCGCUUCCACCAUGGGUUCGUCAACAACAAACUUUGCCAGCCAGUUAGCCUCUCACGGUGUGCCAUAUGUUUUAGGGAUGGCUUAUGAAGUGACCGACACAGCGGCUGAGAUCUUCAUAUUAGCCCUUUACGGUUACCUCUUAUGGGACAAUCGAGACAUGCUCUCUGCAGUCCGCGAAGCUCGGGCAAAUCUGAGGGCAGACAAAAAGCGCGAUGCGACGCUAUUUGGGCUGUCGAUCUCUUUGCAGGACGAUAUACUACCAGUGCUAUAUGCAAACUACCACCAGCUCCAGAAGGAUUCAGUCACCUUGUCACAGUCUGCUCCUCACAGCUCGCCAGAAAUUUUGAAGGCACCGGACAACGGGCUCUUGGGUCGGGGACUAGACAUGCUCAAGGUCCAAAACCAGUUGAUAACGAACAAAAUGUGCAUAGUCCAUGGGCUCCAAGGGAUAGGGAAGCGAACCUUGAUAAAUCACUUGGCAGGGUGGCUGCUAGAGAGUCAUUUCAUUGACCAUAUUUACCACAUCGACCUUUCUCAAGGGGUUGAUUCACUGGAUUCUGCCCUGAUGGCGAUCUACCGCCGGAUCGCCUUAGUGAGUGAUGUGGACCGGAGUGCAGAGGAUCGCCCUGAAGACCUAAUACUUGAAGCUAUGGCUUCCAGCAGCAUCUUAUUCACUAUAGACAAUACCGAUCAGGACGAGGAUGGGUUGACAGAUUUGUGCUUGAAGCUUCUGUUGGCUAAAGGAUGUUCAAAACCUGCUCGUGUUUUCAUCUUGAUUUCAUCAACGAAGCCUUUAGCCUCCGUGCAGGAGAGAAUACGUCAAAUCAAAUAUUGCGGGACACUUGGUUACGAAUUAAAAGGGCUAAGCUCCCGUGAUGCAAUGAUUCUGGCAACAAACCUGCGGGGCAGAAGGCAGCUUCAGGAAAGUGACGAAAAAGAUUACUCGGGACUUUGGUACAACCAAUGCAUCUUUGAUUUACUCCAAGGCAGUCCACUAGCAAUGGAGCUUAUCAUCCCAGAAACCAGCGAUUAUGGUUCGAUUGAUGUCUAUUGGGAUUUGAAAGCCCAAACGUUGGACUUUUCAUUGGAAGGCUCUGUCGCCGAGGCAUUGUUCCUUCGAUGGCAGCACCAUACCGAACAUCGCUCUGACCUUCUGAAAGCAUUAAUUCCUUUUAUCCGUUCGGUCCCUGGAGAUUACUUGUUUAAUCAUCCCGAAAUUGUUCAAGAUAGCCAGUCUGCCAUUCAAACAUUGAUCCAGGCCGGCUGUGCAACACAACGGAUGCCUGGCUGUCGUAUCGAGCUCCAUCCCUUGUUUGUCCAUUUUGCAAGGAGCAGGUCUUGGUCCGAGUCCGACACCAAGGCUAGUUGGCACAGAGCCGCUGUAUAUUACCAGAAUCGAAGCAUCGCCUGGAUUCGCUCAGGACGAUACUUGACCAUCGGGCCAACGCAUGAUUGGGAAAAUCUUACGACCAUCCUGAGUCAUCUUGUUCCCACUCUAGAGUCAGAUACCGAAGAAUCAUCACUCUUUGAUCUCCCAUGGGUUUUCUGCUCACUCUGUGUCUUUCACGAGAAGAUGGUUCGACAUACCGUCGAUAUGUUUGCUGAUUUGACCCUCAAAGCGCUGCAUGCCAUAAUUCCAAGCUUGGUGCCAACAACCAACAAAACCCUUCGAAUGGUGAUCGAUAAUGACCUCCGCGCCAAGGCCAUGAGUCUUUCGGACUUUCAGAUCCUGCGCGUGACGUUAUUAGUGCAGUUUAUUAUUCAGUACUACUACGAUAUAUCACCCGAUACUGCAAUCAUCUACCAGGAUGCCUUGAUCAUUCUUCAGGGCCCUGCCACUGAAAGUCCAGGGGACGAAGAGUUUGCCGGACUAUUAUAUAUGGCUAAUUCCAUAUCACUGCUGACUAGACGGGAACUCGUAUUAGAUUUGCAAAUCAUGCCAGACACAAUGCAGCCUUUGAGUGGCUUCCCCCCCGGAAUCACCGCACCCUCAUCCUUUCAAGCAUUUUCCGAUAUGUGGAACGACACUCAACAGCUGAGGUUUAUCGGGUACCAUGUGGACCCGGUCAAAACGUUACAGAACGAAGUAAACCAAGGCCGACAGUUGUUUUCAAUCUUAGAGACUGGCUCUCCAGAAGAACAGUUUCGUAGAGAUGCUUUGGAGGUACUAUCAGAUACCUUCCAAACCCUGAAUGCGUCGCUGUCCCUGAACGAAGAGAGCCAUCAAUCUUCUCAACGCCGCCUCGAUGUAGCAUUAAAAGAAGCCAUAGAUCGCUAUGACUUACGGAGCCAGCUAGAUAUUUAUGAUAAACUGGUUGAAGUGUAUUUCACAAUUGGGGACUGGGACGCUGUGCUCAUGAUUCUAGACAAGAUUGAUGAUUGUUCAAGGCAAAUCAAUCUGUUUAGGGGCAUCUACACUGAUGAGAUAACAACCCUUCGGCAGAUGAGAUGGAUGACUCUUAAGCGGGUACAAUGCUUUAGGUGUUUAGGCAAGAAUUCUGAGUCUAGAGAGCAGGUUGAGAUACUCAAAGACGUUGUCGCCAAAAGAGAGGAGCUAUGGACAAGAAGGGACCGAUCAAACGAGGAGUAUCGGAAUUUGAUGAGUGCGCUUGAACGUGGGAUGGCAGAAGGUAGCACUCCUGGGGACGAGACCAAGGUUGGCAAUUUUGUGUUUCGUCUAAGACAUACACACCGGGAGAAAGUGGAAGAGGUACAAGAUUCAGCGACAUCUCAACAGGUACAAGACUACCACGGGCCUGAACAGAUCGAAAACCCAGCCUCUUAUCUAGCAGAGACCCCGCUAGAAGGAACUCAACCUCUUGCCGCAACGAGGACUUUGAGCAAUAGCAGCACUCAAAGUGACGAGGCAGACGACCUCUACCUCAUUACCAAUCCUUGGAUGGCACCUAUUUUGGAGUGGAUGAAUUCACUGGGGGGCGUUCCUGUUAGAGAGUAUUACGAUUUCCAAGUUCCCCCGGGUCGCAUUGGUGGACUGUUCUUUUAUCAGUCACGGAAUCUUAUGGUGGAAGAGUUUUUAAGGACUAUGGGUAUUCUUGAACCGGGUGUUUAG
Molecule: messenger RNA, 3897 nt
Organism: Fusarium sp. VM40
Lineage: Eukaryota; Fungi; Ascomycota; Sordariomycetes; Hypocreales; Nectriaceae
Source: the annotation of a GenBank genome assembly